Molecule: messenger RNA, 2778 nt
Organism: Microsporum canis CBS 113480
Lineage: Eukaryota; Fungi; Ascomycota; Eurotiomycetes; Onygenales; Arthrodermataceae
Product: vacuole morphology and inheritance protein 14
Exons: 10
Coding region: 1-2778 (925 amino acids)
Biological process (GO): phosphatidylinositol biosynthetic process; positive regulation of kinase activity
Cellular component (GO): endosome membrane; PAS complex; fungal-type vacuole membrane
Source: RefSeq, a predicted model, not a curated record
AUGGCGACGAUAUUCAUGGAUCCGUCCAUCCAGCGGUUGUUGAACGAUAAGCUUUACGAUAAGAGAAAACAGGGUGCUUUGGAACUUGAGAAAACUAUUAGAGAGUCUAUAGCAAGGGGUGACCACACCAAAAUCAAAGGCAUAAUCGACCAGCUAUGCCAUGAAUACGCCUACGCCGUGCACCAGCCCCAUGCCAGAAACGGAGGCCUGAUAGGCCUGGCUGCUGCGGCGAUUGCUCUGGGCUCGGAUGAGGUUGCACCCUUUCUGAAGGAGAUUGUACCUCCAGUACUGGCUUGCUUUACCGGACAAGAUGCUCGAGUUAGAUAUUAUGCCUGUGAGAGCAUGUAUAAUAUUGCGAAGGUGGCCAAAGGGGAAAUACUGCUCUACUUCAACGAUAUCUUCGAUGCUCUGUGCAAGCUAGCAUCAGAUUCAGAACUGUCGGUAAAGAACGGUGCAGAGCUCCUCGAUCGGCUAAUAAAAGACAUCGUCGCCGAAUCCGCAGCUUCUUAUGUUUCCGCACUAGAAGUUUCACGCCCGGAUAUAUCAGACCAAGAGGACGGGAAGGAUAUAGACGAGCUCGAAAAUAUUCCCACGGCAUUUUCACUGGCAAGGUUUAUCCCUCUGCUCCAAGAUCGAAUCUAUGUCCAAAAUCCCUUUGCUCGGAGUUUCCUGGUCUCAUGGCUUACCUUGCUGGAUACAAUACCCGACCUUGAGCUCGUUACCUACCUACCGGCAUUUUUAGGGGGUCUAUUUAAAUUUCUCAGUGAUACAAAUCGUGACGUGCACACAGCUACCCAAGGGCUCUUGGAAAGAUUCCUUAAUGAGAUAAAACGGAUAGCGAGAGUUAAGAAGGGCAUUGCAGAAAGUCGGCGAGAGCAUGAGAGCGGACAGUCCAAAGUCUCUGCCAGUGAUAGCAAGAGUGUAGACUCUGACCUGAGCAUUGCAAAUGCAGUGAGUGACAAUGCUAUUGCGGACUCUGAAUCUGCCACUGCAAACGAGGAACAUCUUAGCAACCCAUAUGGAGACUGGGUGCCCGGCCAGGAUGUCCACGUUGACCACUCCAAAAUACUGGAGAUUCUGGUCAAUUUUGUUGAUACUAAUUCCGAGGAUGAAAUCCAGUUAACAGCACUCCGCUGGAUUGAUAGCUUCUUCGAAAUAAGUCCAGCAGACAUAUUGCAAUUUGUUCCACGACUCCUGUCACAAGUUCUUCCGACUUUAUCGAGCGGCUCAGAUGAAGUUCGACAGGCUGCCAAUCGUGUCAAUACAUCUCUUAUGCAGUACAUCGUCUCUCUCACAGAUGAAUCACAACAAACUGAAGCAUCGCGGGCAUCUCCUCCUCAGGCAACUGUCCAUAUCAGUAGUAAGGAAGGGGAGGAGCGCAGAACACCUACUCCUAUCACAAGACAGGCGUCGAUAGCGUCUAGCGAAGCUCGCAAAUCAUCGCGACCCGAAUCUAGGACUGAGCCAGCCCCCGCAGUAGUAGCUUCCCAGUCUUCGGAGCAAACAUCAGAUCUAGACUAUGCAGCCGCAGUUAAUGCUUUGACCCUCCAAUUUCUGAAUGAAAAUGAAGCUACUAGAGUUGCAGCACUAGCAUGGCUUAUUAUGCUCCACCGCAAAGCGCCGCGUAAAGUCCUUGCUUUCCAUGAUGGAACAUUUCCUGCACUUCUUAAAACUCUCUCUGAUCCGGCAGAAGCUGUUGUCACUCGAGACUUGCAGCUUCUAUCCCAGAUAUCCCGAAAUAGUGAAGAUAGUUAUUUCGCAUCAUUUAUGGUGGACCUACUCCAACUAUUCUCGACGGACAGAAAGCUCCUUGAAGGUCGUGGUAAUCUCAUCAUCCGGCAACUUUGCAUGAAUCUCAGCCCAGAACGAAUCUACCGAACAUUGGCAGACUGUCUCGAAAAGGAAGAGGAUAUCGAAUUCGCCAGUAUCAUGAUACAGAAUCUCAACAACAACCUCAUAACUGCUCCAGAACUUGCUGAUCUCAGGAAGCGGCUAAGAAAUCUAGAAUCCAAAGAUGGUCAAAUGUUCUUUGUUGCCUUAUUUAGGUCCUGGUGCCACAAUUCCGUAGCAACGUUCUCCUUAUGCUUACUAGCUCAAGCCUAUGAACAGGCGUACAAUCUCCUGCAAAUAUUUGCUGAGUUAGAAAUGACCGUUAAUAUGUUGAUUCAGAUUGACAAAUUGGUCCAGCUACUUGAAUCGCCAGUGUUCACCUAUCUUCGCCUACAGCUCCUCGAGCCUGAUAAAUAUCCAUAUUUAUAUAAAUGCCUCUAUGGUCUUCUUAUGCUGCUCCCACAGAGCUCGGCAUUUGCAGCUUUGAAAAAUCGGCUCAAUAGCGUCAGUAAUAUCGGAUUAUUACAAGCACUAGCCGGGUCAUCAAGCACUGGGCCAUAUGAACGAUCCGGACGACUUAAAGCUCGGGAGGAGAGCGUGAUUCGGUGGGUAGACCUGCUUGAAAAAUUUAAGAGCGUCCAGGAACGAUCAAGAAGAUCUCGCCGUAGGUCUCAGAGGGAUCUUGAAUUGGAAAGAAACGGGAUAUCUGCUUCGGCUAUGGCCACGGCAUCCCUCCCACUGUAUGAAUCUAAUGGUGGCGGUAUUGACAGGCCACUCGCCGAUAUUCCAUCCGGUGGUCUCGGGGUCGGUGGCUCUGUCCGACGUCAAGGAGCUCAGGGGAAUGACUCUCUUACGGCCCAGAAGGGCGGAUCUACGGUGAAAUCGAAGACACCUCUUGGGACAUUCGGUCGGUUAAGCGGAAUUGGGCAAAGGAAGUCAAAGAAAUGA